UCAGGAGGUGUUACAUCGACUCUUGUACUGCAUCCACUGGACCUGAUAAAAAUUAGGUUUGAAGGUAAGAUACUAGGAAUACCUUGGUUGUGUGUAACAUGCAAAUGCAUUGCAAUGUUAAAUGUAAUGCUAUAUAUGCAACUAGCCGUGUCCGUGUGGCGUGAAUGUCAAAACUAAAGCAUGAAAUAAAUCAGAAAGCGAAAAAGGCUAUAAAUAAGGUUCGGACACUUCUUCAUGUAUAUUUAAGACGUACACGUAUUUAUUUGUCCAAAAAGGUCAACUUCAGUUGGAUUUUGCCUUUCCUCAUGAUUAAAAAGAUAAGCUGGACUCUUCUCUCAGACGAAAAAUCAAGUCCUAACGAUGGCCAUUUUUAUAGGUUCCUCAAUAAGAUUCCUAAUCCUGCCAUUGCAGUAAUUAUCUUCAUUAAUCCCAUUUUCCUGACAAUUGUUAUUGACUAAUCCCCGUCCUGAAAUUACGUUCAAAAACGUGCCUUAUAGGAGUUCCAGACUUCCUCAUCUUAGGAGAAUCAGUCAAUCAUACAUGUAAAUGCAGUGGGAUAAAAAGGUGGUACACUACAUGAUCAAAAUAGGUGUGCGAUAGGGUCAAGAAAAAUGUGGUUAAUGAUGAGCGUAAUGUACAUGUCAUAAGCUUGUCCAGGGGUAGGACCCUGGGCAAACCAGGGGAAAAAUGGUGGAUGAGUUGGAUUGUCUGCCCUAAGUGAGGGGGAAAUUCCAGACGUUAUUUUUAGGUUUGAAUGAAGGGGUGGAGGAAAUUGACAUUUUGUUAAAUUUUGGAAGGCAACCAGGUGAACAUCAUGAGAAUUUAACACCUUACCCAACCCAUAAUUUGGCAAAUGAUAAUACAGGUCAUAUAAGUAGACCCUGGCCUGCGUGAAUCUGUCUGAAGGUUUUCUUUUAUGAUUUUUUAAAUGAAAAAUAUUACCUUGCUUCCCCGAGCAUAAAAUAAAUGAGUCAAAUUUGAUCGCCAACUAUUAUAGCUUGCGUAGCUGGAGGGACCAAAGUUUAAAAGUGUUCCUUGAUGUCCCUGCAUGUGGCUUUUCCCCAUUCCUCUUAUAGUUUUAUAGGCUAAUGACCACAGGUUCUUUUAUAACUGUCAUAAGUACUAGUUAAAUCCCACCAGCUACACAGGCAUAAUAAUGUUCUCUCUCAAUUAAAAGAAACCCAUUUAUGAGGUGGUUAUCAUGGGGUUUUUCAUUGAGGAGCACUUGAGCCUUGGAGGCAAUUUUAUUCUUAAAUUUGUUUCACCCAUUUUUCAAUCCGCCUCAUUGACACGGGGUCCUAUCCUACUUGCAAGCUGAUGACAUGACUCUGUAUAAUGAUGAGUUAGAAAAUAGAAAAUUGAUAGGCUACUGUAGAAAAGAGAAGAGGAAAACAGGCCUUGUAUUUCUGCCGAUCAUUUUUAUUAGAAUUAUGUUUAAUAUUCCUUCAAGAGUUAAGAAGAAGUGGUCCCAAUGUACGGGUCUUUUUACAUGUUGCUCAUAUGGUAAAGCAUUGCAGCACUAUACAUGUAAAUAGAGUGGUUAUGGGUUCGAAUUCCAUUGAAGCCUUGAAAUUUUUGGGCUUAAUUAGCAAUUGUUAUUUGCAUUUAAGAAAAAGACCUUAUAAAAGCAUGCCUUACAUAAUUUUGUUAAUGCAUCUAGUUUCACACAAUAGCUUUAUUUAUUAUAUGAAUGUUUUUGUUAUUAGUUACAGUGUAAUGAUGGCAGUGGGAAGUUGCCAGCGUACAGAGGUCUAGUUGAUGCAGUGCAGUCCAUUGUCAGAACAAGGGGUUUAAAGGGGUUGUACCAGGUUAGUACAUUGGCAACAUACUUAACCCUUAGUUUAGUGAUUUGUUUGGUCGUUUUUGUGCCUGAUAGAGCAAUGCAAUCUUUCAGUUUAAAAGAUUAAGUUAGUAAGCUUAGCAGUGUCUUCAGGGAGGACAGAUCUACCUCAUUUUGGGAACAAUCCUUCCAUAGAACUUUACGCACAAAACUUCACAUGCUUUGGGUACUAGAAAUCCACUUCUUAUUACACCAUUCACCACUAACUUUUUCCAGAUAAGAUUUCUCCUGUUCCUGGAAAGUAAGCCAGCUAGUGUAAUUAUAAUUAUUGUCAUGGUGUUUUCUCAUUUCUUUUCUCCCAGUUGCUUAAAGCCUGGCUUAGUGAGAAAAAAAAAAAUAAAUAAAUAAAUAAUAAAAUAGCUAGAAAUAACAAAAAAGGACAAAAAAAUUAAAGGAAUGAGUACAAGUUCCUUUUUUUCUUUCAGGGUCUGACACCGAAAGUAUGGGGUAAUAAGUCUGUGUGGGUACUGUACUUUUUCAGGUAAGUUAUUACAACAGCGAACAAAACAAUAUUUUGUAUAGAAUUCAUAUUUUAAACCUUCAUUAGAAUUCAUGUAUUUAAAUACACAUCGCUGAGAAUAGCUGUAGAACAGCUAUGAAGGUUCUUUUCUUUCUAUUUUCUUCUCUCCUAUCUGUUUGAGUUCCUACUGCUGCUAUUUUCUUCUCUCUUAGGAAAUUAGUACAUUAAUAUUUUGUACAUUUUGUGUACAGUCAAACCUUUCCACAAUGGCCCACCUUGGGGACAGAAGAAAGUCAUCCUCGGAGACCCAGGGGCAGUCAGUCGACCCGACUAACUGCCCCUGGGUCUCCGAGGAUGGAAGAAAGUGGGCCUUGUAGAGAGAUGGCCAUUAUGGGGAGGCCUGUAGGAAUUGUAAUAUAACAUUUUUUUAGGGAGCACAACAUGUUUACAGUGUUAUGUUCAUGCUUACUGUUCCAUAAUGAUAAUCCAGUCAUAUAUAACAUAAAAUAUAGCGAUAGAAAGAUACACCAAAAAAUUGAAUAAAGUUUUGAAUGAAAAUGUUGACGCGACAAAACAGCAAGAUUCGAAAAAUUUGCUUAAGUACAUUUGUAUCAUAGCUAUUAAUAUGCUUACGGUAGCAGUAUGAAUGGGGCGUGUUUAAACUCGAAAUGGCGAAGUGAAAAAAAGUAUUUACAAAUAAUAUAUAUUUUUCUUUGACCGGGUUUCCUCCCUACUAUUCGGUCGGCGGAGUUAACACGCGCAUUCUUGACCCGAAGUCUACACCAUUGUGCAAGCCAUAAGAUUUGAAGGCCUGUUGUCAUGCCUGGUGUGCGUGGGCAAGCUCAUCAUACGCGCCGAAAUAGCUCUUCCGACGGGAAAUUAACUGCAGUGUCAUCAGAGACGUCGAGAUGGCGGAGCGUAUUACAAAGAAAAGCUACCGUCAACUUUAACGUACGUAAGGAUGAAGAAGUAUAAGUCCAAAGUCAAAAAUUGCUAACAGUUCUACAAAUAAACAGGGUAUAUAAUUUCGUGUGAGUCUAUCCUAAAUAUGAACAGGGUAUUGCCUGAUCUGAUUUGUUUAAUGAAAUUUAUUUGCAAACAAAAGCAAUAACUGUAACGUGAAAUUUGCUCUAUUGCAAUUGCCAAUAAAUGGCUUUAAAACAAGACGGCGUGCAGAAACUGACAAAACCGAGAAGUCCCUGGGGAGAGGAGAGAUCCUUAGUACGAGAGAGAACAAGUGAGUGCGAUAACUGCGAUGGCACAACAAGAUUUGUGAGGUCUUGCAUCAGAGUUUUGCCGGUUCAUGGAAGGCAAAGACAUAACAACUGGACACGACAAAAUAGAGGAAGUCAUUUGUUUUUACUCUUUAGGAAAGUCAUUUCGCCAUUUCGCUAUUUCGUCAUUUCUUCAUUUCGUGUUUUUAACACGCCCGUGUAAAUGAAACACAAUCAAAAUAUGAUUGCCGCGAUUUAUCAUCAACGUACCAUAAGUUUUAUGACCAUUCUUGACUUUUUCAUCAGUCGCUAAAAUAUAGAAGCAUGUUAAGAGUAUCAUGGAAGGAACAUAAAACCAAUAAAGAGGUUUUAAAGAUGGCAAAUACAACAAGGUCAUCAUUACCAAUAAUAAAGAAAAGAAAAUGCCAGUAUUUUGGACACGUAUGCUACGCCAAAAGUGACAAAAUAUCAAAGAUGUAACUUUAUAAUUCAAAUCCACCAAAUUACUAUCAAGAUCGAUAAAAUUGACAUCAAUUUGCUUUUUGAAUGUGUCACGAUUGUAGAAUUUAAUGUCAAUUCCCACGUGUUUCAUGUCAUGUACACGUUAUGACAGAUUAGUAGGGUGAGGCACCUGUUUACUAAACCUGUCUUGUCAACUAUUUUGAAUUCUCUUAUUUUUAGUAAACUUUUUUACUGUUCCACUGUCUGGGCAGGCACCUCUAAGCAAAAUCUACAGAAGUUACAAUAUUAUCAGUGCAAAACUUCGCCGCCCGCGUAUUAACAGAUACUAAAAAAGUUUGAUCACAUCUCGCCUGUUCUUCGGGGAUUAGGGUGACCCUCCAUCAAAGAUCAGCUAUUAGUCCGUGAUACUACGCAAAAAAUACAAAAAAAAAAAUUAAACAAAAUUGUUAAUGGCCUCGCUCCGUUGUACUUGCGUAGUAAACUCAGUAAGCGAUCAGACGCACAUAACUACAACACGAGGAAAAAAGAGACAAUCUAAAUCUCCCUCUGUACAGAACAGUUACUGCGCAACGGUCAUUUUACUAUCGCGCUGUAAGUGCCUCGAACUCUCUGACCGCAGACACUAGAAACAGCCCGUCACUAUGUACCUUUAAGAGGAGCGUCAAACGCGAAUUGCGGGAGCAGACCCCAUACGUUAAAUAGUUAAUAUUUGAUUUAGUUUAGAUCUCCAAAGAGAUGACGUAAUUGUACGCGCAUAAUUUAGGCUUUUAGUUUUGUACCAAGAUUGUAAUUAAUUUAAGCUUUUUCUUCUUAUCCCCUUCUUUCUUAGCAUUUGUAAAUUAACUUCAGAAUAGCCCUUUGGGAGAGUUAAUAAAAUUUAUUGUAUUGUAUUGUAUGAUAUAACAGGAAUCAAGUUCAAACCAAACUCCUCUGCCCCCUUACACAGUGUCACCCCUAGUUGUCUGUCUGUGAUGAUUUAUACACAGGGUUGAGAGGAUUGGGUGACACCCAGUAUCCAUCUUAUAAGUUAAGUUGAUGUAUUUUCCUCCCUUUAGGAACUGGGACACUAACUGUGACAAAUCCAAUAUGGGUUAUCAAGACUCGCCUCUGUCUUCAGUACACUGGUUCACCAGCUGCCGUUACUCAAGCACCGCAAUACAAAGGGAUGAUGGGUAAGAAAGAAGUAAACUUGGCCAACUUAACUUUCGCAAAGACUUAUGGGACUGUUACCAGGGACAGGGAAAAAACUGGCUAAUAGCUGACUGGCGCGUCCCCAGUAACAAUCCCAGAAACAAUUUCGGAACGCAUUUCGGCUCCAGUUCUCUGGUCGUUUCUAAAGUGGUGAAUGAACGGUCGGUUCACGUGUUGGGUGAAUGGUUUGAAAAAUUCAGGCUUAGUAAAUUUCAUUCCGGAAUAGGGUUUACUAUUUGUUUUACAAAUCAGUUCCACUUACCGAAAAACAGCCGCGAAGGCCUGAAACUGGUAUCAAAGAUACGUUUUAUAACAAAUGUAACACGAAUGUUCGUUUGGAAUAUUUCGUCCGGAAAAACAGGACCACCUUUUCAGAUGUUCCGUUGCUCCCGGAAAUUUUCCAAUAAAGGGACACGGAAAGCCCUUUUUCAUUUACUUGUUGUAGUGGUAAAAUAACGAGUUCCUCCUAUUACAGUUAUUUGUCUGACACAAUGUCUGUGUGACCUUGAUUUACAGAGCCAUAGAUCAUACAUGUAUUUGUGUUUAUUAUAAAAUCAUUUCCUAAUUCUUACUUUUUAGAUGCCCUUUUAAAACUUUGAAGACACGAGGGACUCCGAGGAUUAUACAAAGUAAGUUUGCCAUGCUAGGUAAUGUUGCUUGAGAUAAACGACGUCCUUAUUACGACAUUUACGCAAUCACGAUGACUAGGGGAACAAGAACGUUUAGAAACAAUUACAGGUUUUAUGGUGGAAAAAGCAACAACUUUGCACAGUUUCUUGAACAUUUCUUUGCCGCUACCGCACGACUACGACGUAAAAAGUGCCUAAUUUCACGGUUUGUGAGGGCUGUAAACGAGCGAUGGAGAUUUUCUUUUUUCUGUCGGAUAGCGCUAUCCACCAGAUAAUACAUUAUCCAGAAAAUGGGUGUAAGAAAAACUAAUUCCGCCAACUAGUGGGUAAGGAUUUUUCUGGUGUAUAGCGUUAUCAACCUUAGGAAAAGAAACUGGGGUCUGGUGGAUAGCGUUAUCAACCUUUUGAGCAACUAGAGCACGACUCAGUGCAAAUGGUGCAAAUUACAAAAUCAGCCCACUUGAAAUGUUUUAUCGCGAUGAAUGUCAGCUACAUGAACACGGUAUUUUGUUCAAUAGGGUUACGUCCCCGGACUGUUUGGUGUGUCACACGGUGCUCUCCAGUUCAUGGCUUAUGAAGAACUUAAGAAAGGCUACAGCCGUUACUUUGGUACACCAAUCAAUAAAAAAUUG
This is a messenger RNA of Porites evermanni, 6428 nucleotides long. The record is from the annotation of a GenBank genome assembly. NCBI's taxonomy places the organism in Eukaryota, Metazoa, Cnidaria, Anthozoa, Scleractinia, Poritidae.